GCGCCACACCGGAAGCUGGUGCACGAAUAUUGACCCGGGAAUCUAAAAGGGAGGGAAAUCAAUAACCAAACUCCAUGCUGGGCUGACAAUCUGACCACCGGUGGCUUUUAACUUAACCUGGGUGACCCGACAUAGGCGAGGUCACCAGGUGUGAAUAUUCCUGAUUGGUGACCCUCGAGGCACGUGGCAUGUGGCUGGUGGCAUGUUUGUUUGUUUACCGUUGGAACCACCACCAGGCAGCCCCAUGACCCUCCUGACGCGGCGCAAUAAAUGCUGGACGUAUAAAUAUGCUGUUGCUCUGUGGGAACUUUGUGAGAUGAGUGCGGUGACGGUGGUGGCAUGUGGAGGCAAGGCGUCUAGAUGGCGCUAACCACAACCCUCAUGUAUAGGUGACCUAAGAUGGGGUCACUCCCUCCCGCCCGACACGCCUGACCUGAGCUGACCCGAGGCAUGGGGUCAAAGUUGGCUUGCGUCGGCAGUGGCACGGAGGACUCCACUAUGGGGCAGGAGGAGACAGCCAAAGCAGAGGAAGAUGCCACUGAUGGAAGGAGACAACGAGGAGGAGGAGGAGGAGGAGGAGGAGGAGAGAGACAGAACGGGGAAGAGAUGAAGUAUGACGGAGACGCGCAAAAGUUGGUGGAUCUGGUCUCGUCUCUCAGCGAUCAGGAUGCUGCCGGGAUGCAAGUCAAGGUCAACCAUUAUCUGGCUACGCGGUGCAGGGCUGGGCUGGUCUUCCUCAUACUGGUAAACGAGGACGAGGAGCUGUCAGUGCAUGUGAUCGGCCCCCACCGCCUCUCCUGCCCUGUCAAAAUACCCGUGAGCAACAACAGCUUCAGCACGGCGCUCUCCUCCCGGCGGCCCAUCACUCUGACGGACAUCGAGCCGUCGCACCGCGAGGACCUGUGGCGGCUGCUGGGCCUCAUCCACGACAGCGAGCGGUUCGGCGCGGUAGGACGGACGUGUGUGGAUCACGGCAGCGGGGACGGCGUGGUGCAGGAGCGCCCCUGCCUCCGGGAGACGCGCAAUGGCUCGGCAAGAAGUGUGGACGCCGCCACCCCUUCCUCCCGCAGGCUUUUCCGGGACUUGUCCGUGGACCAAGACACGCGCAGCCCGGGUGAGGCACCCCCAGGCAGACGCUCCUCGGCCGCCCCCCGCAUGGCCUUCACCACGCACAAGGUGCAAAGAGCACCCACAUCUCCGGCCCAGGGCGGGGACACCCCCGCCAGGCUUCCCACUGUGUCGCACACCGUCAGCCUGCCCCCAGUGGAGGCAAACCACGCCCCCAGGAGCACCGGUAAGGCAUCCGUGGCGGGCCAGCACCAUCUGGAGCGCCACGAGUCUGAGGGCUACCGCUCGCUGGCGCCCGUGUGUCCCGCCUCGCUGCUGUGUGUUCCUGUGCCCGGCCCGCGCAGGGACGCCACCGCCAUGCUUGUCGUGCUGGUAGACAAGCAGGGCGGCGGGGACUUCCUGCCGCAGGACGUGCAGGUGGUGCAGGACUGUUUCAGGUGUGUGGUGGGCAUCCUGCUGAACACCGCGGAGGCGGAGCGGGAGCGGCGACUCAGGACCCAGUGCCAGGCGCUCCUGUCCGUGGCGCAGAACCUCUUCACUCACCUCGAUGACGUGUCGGUGCUGCUGCGGGAGAUCAUGGCGGAGGCGAGGCAGCUGACGGACGCUGAAAGGUGCUCACUCUUCCUGCUGGAUCGGGAACACGAGCAGCUGGUGGCCAAAGUCUUCGAUGGCGAGAGGAAGGAAGAGUCCCUCGAAGAAGUUCUGCUCCCCGUCUUGCAGAACUUACCUGGUGUCUACGUCACGAGUGCAGGUGAGGUGCGGCUGCCGGCCACUCAGGGCAUUGCUGGUCACGUGGCAUCUACGGGCGCCCUCCUCAACAUCCGCGACGCCUACGCCCACCCGCUCUUCUACCGGGGCUUUGAUGAGUGCACCGGCUUCAAGACCAGGAACAUCCUCUGCUUCCCCAUCAAGCAGGACGGGGAGGUGAUAGGCGUGGCUGAGCUGUGCAACAAGACUACUGGCCUCCACUUCACCCGCUUCGACGAGGAGAUAGCCACAGCCUUCAGCAUCUACUGUGGCAUCUCCAUCAGUAACUCCCUGCUGUACAAGAAGGUCUCCGAGUCUCAGGUCCGCUCCAAGCUUUCCAACGAGCUCAUGAUGUUCCAUAUGAAGGUUACCAAGGAGGAGGUGGAUCGUCUGGUACAGGUGGAUGUACCGCCCCCGAGCCACUUCCACCGCGACUUCAACUCAUUCAGAUACUUCCCCCGGCAGCUGCCGGACCCCUGCACCUCCCCAGCCAUCCUGUCCAUGGUGGAGUCCCUUGGCAUGAUCACCAAGUUCAGACUCAGCCGUGAGUCACUAGCCAGGUUUACCCUCAUGGUGCGUAAAGGCUACCGGGACCCUCCCUACCACAACUGGCUGCAUGCUUUCUCCGUCACACACUUCGCCUUCCUGCUGCUCCAAAAUCUGCAGCUGGUGGAGAGGGGCGUGCUCACCUCCCUGGAGGCACUGGCACUCAUCGUGUCUUCCAUGUGUCAUGACCUGGAUCACCGAGGCACCACUAACUCAUUCCAGGUGGCAAGUAACUCUGUGCUGGCAUCACUGUACUCCUCUGAGGGCUCUGUGAUGGAGCGGCACCACCUGGCCCAGGCAAUGUGCAUCCUCAACACCGACGACUGUAAUUUCCUGGAGAACCUGAGCCGGGAGGAGUACACCAAGUUCCUCGACCUGAUGAGGGAGAUCAUUCUGGCCACUGACUUGGCCCACCACCUGCGCAUCCUGUCUGAGCUGCGGCAGGUGGCAGAGGAAGGCUAUGACUCGGCCAACCCUCGCCACCACGACCUGCUGAUCUGCCUCCUCAUGACAGCAGCAGACCUCUCAGACCAAACCAAAGACUGGCACUCCUCCAAGCAUGUGGCUGAGCUGAUCUACAAGGAGUUCUUCACCCAGGGGGACUUAGAGAAGGCGAUGGGGAACAUGCCCCUGGAGAUGAUGGACCGAGAGAAGGCCUUCAUCCCCGAGCUUCAGCUUCAGUUUCUGGAUGAUGUUGCCAUUCCUGUUUAUGAGAUUGUGGCCAAGCUGUUCCCAGAGGCCGAUGAGCCGUACAGCAGCAUCAAGGCCAACAGACGAAACUGGUCACGCCUGCGCGACGUCUACAAGCGAAGGAAACCUGAGUCCACCAGCUCCCUUGAGGUGUUUGAGGAUGACUCACUUGAAGAGGAGCUGGAGAAAGAUGAAUCCUGAAACAUCCCUCAGGGUUCUCCUUGCAUAACUUGUACCACACUUCAAAAGACACAUACAGUAUCUUAUUCAUUUACUCCAUGUGAGUAAAAUUUUUCAUAAUAUAAUGAAUCCUACAAAUGCACCCAUUACAUUUGAAUUUUGGGACUAACUAUCUUGCCAUAAUAAUCUUAGGGAAAAACUUAAUGUACUACUGAAAAGACUGUUACACUGGUCUUGUUUUAUUCAUAAGAAAGUCUACCUCUUACGUGUUUGGCUGAUGUAAUCCAUGUACACAGUUUUUAGAAAGGAAUUCAGUGGUGUGCUUUUCCCUCACUGGAUUGAAUUCUCAUUUUAUUCAAUAUUCAGAGUGCCAUAUGCAUGCAGCCACUCUCACACUAAGGAGUGGGAGAGCUGAGGGCCAGGGGAGAUGGGGACACUCACCACAAUGCAGGGCAGAGUAAUUGUACACGACUAUCUAGUUAUUGAGGAUUUCCAUGGUGACUCUGACUCUCCCACUCCACCACAUACCACACACACUCCAGUACAUCUCCUCACAGACUCUCCAUACUCAACAGUCUCUCCACACACUACCACAGACCACACAGCCUCUGCACACACCACCACAGACCACAAACCUCAUUGGCACUCCUGUGCCGAUACAAGGCCCACCACACCACUACAUGAAACAUACACAGACAGAGACAUGUUUUUUUGUCCCAAGAACAGUAAUACUUAUUCAUUCAUUGCCUUAAGAUGAGUAUUACUCUUGUGACAUCUUUCAUUGUCUGUAGUUUUUCAGCAUUUGCUGGUGCAUCUUAUGAUGUAAUCUCAAUACUACUAUUCUUCUUAUACAUCACUCGGCCUUAUUUCUCUUGAACCAUUUCAGCUGCUUCAAACAUAAGUGCAUAGCUUCUUGAUCUUUUAUAGGCUCAUUUUGACUGCUAAUGAUGUGAUGUGUUAUUUGAGUACCUAUAUAUGAGUUCCCUGAACAAAAAAAAUUAAACUACAGGCAUGAAAAGGUUUGAAUGAAUUGAUCAUUCCUCUUGCUGCCUGUAGUAUCUUUCAAAGUUAUAGUCAGUUAGCACCAAAAGAUUUAUAAAGCAUAAGGAGAAGCCAUAGCAGUCAGAGAAUUAAAGGCACCUUGACUUAAAUAAUAUCAGUCAUCUAUGACCUUUUUCAUUUUUCAUCAUGUCAUCAUGAUAUACAAGUACUUACACAGAACAUUUUUCAUAGUGAGCACUGUUUUCCUUGGGUCUUCAUUGUUAGCUUUACACAUGGAAUUUUUCAGAACUAAUCAGUCAUAAUGCAAAGUCAGGCAUCAUAGAAAGACAACUAACUCCUUUUGGUUCUGAUGCUUUAUGUUUCUUGAAUAAGCCUGAGGAUGUUAUAACUUGAGCUUCUAAGCCAAAGCUUUACCCCUGUGGAAGGCCAAGACACUGCAAAUUGCAGGAGUGGUUGUCAAAUGUAUGUGAUAUGAAGCUAGUCAAACACUUGUAUAAACAGUGGUGCCUCUAUUGUAGGUGUGGCUAGCAGGAAUUUUAUAUCAUGAAUGCAAUUUUUAACCUGUCACCUGGGAAACAAAAGAGGCUGUAAGAGAAGUAAGACAAAUGAGUGGGAUGUUUCCAAGACACAAAACACUGGAGGAAAUAGAUGUAAUUUAUUUUCAAAUGAAGGCAACAAUCAAAACAUUAGAGAAAAAGAUUACUUCUGUUUCCUCCUCUGUUUUCUCUCAUUGCUGUUUUCCACAUAAAUGAAAGUGCAGAGAAAACUGGUGUUGUGGUCAAAGGAGAUCCUCUAAAAAUUAAUGAGGAAAUAUGUAUGAUUCAGGGCCUGUAUUCUACAUAGUGCUUUUGGUUGACCAUAGCUAACUGUCAUAGCUAACAGAAUUUAUGACCAUCAGUCUUAUGAUAGUCAGAAGUCGUCGGUCAUAUCUCAGUCACCGUCUGGCGCUAGAACACAUGCUCACAAUUUGUCAACUUUAAAUUUAUGGAAUGAAUUAGGCUCUUGACAUUAUUUUCUUGGAUUUAAACUUGUUUUUACUUCAUAUUAAGACUUUUGGGGAAGUUAGACAGUGUAUCUAAUCAAAAGAAACAUGAUAUAUAGAAGAUUACAGCUGACAGCCUGACACAUGCAGGCCAUGCAAUGCUAGGCUUGUUUAUGUAUAGGAAAACUGAUCAUACCACUCCCAGCAAUUAUAUGUAAUAAUACUUUAUUGCCUUGAAGAAGGACAUUUUUUUUACUUGUAGUUAAUAAUAUUUAUUGUUGUAUUUUAUAAUAAAAAAAUAACUGGGGAUCAUCUUAUGGUACAUACAGCCAUGUUGUCAUGUUGAUGACAGACUUCUGACAGUCAGAAGCAGUGCUAAGACAGGGUGAACCCUGUCAUAGCAUUUUAAGACCGAUAAUAGGAGUUUAUGGAUGAUGAUAUGAGUUUAUGGCAGAGUUAUGUCUGAAAUGCACCAUUUUGUUUCACUAUGACUGACAGAUUGGCUAUGACGGUUUGCAGAAUACAUGCCCUGGUCUGUAGGGAUGAGACCAAAGAUGAAACAUUCAAGCAGUGGUCAUGAAUGGCUGAGUGCUCCUGAGAAAGUGGAAGAGAAGUUUUGAAAGGAAAAUAUAUUAUUAUUUCUGCUAGAGUGGUGUGACUAGAAGAGUUAGAAGUGUUUGUGAAGGAAAAUAUAAAAGUAUUUCUCCUAAGGUGUUAUGAUGAAAAAAUUGGAGAAGUUUUGAAAAGACAGUAUGAAAAUAUUUAGAGUUGUAUGGAAAAGUGGAAAAUGAAGGAAAAAUAUAAAAGUAUUCCUGAUAUAUUAGUAUGGAAAAAAUAAUAAGUCUGCUGUCACCUGUACAACUAUUUCCUUUUAAAGACUUUAGUGAGUGUAUUCAGCAAUUCCCCUUCAUCAGCUGUCAUCUGUAUGCUUCCUGUGUGUCCUCUUUUAUUUUUUCUUACAAUAAUGUACAUUUACUAUACAAUUAGCUUAUUUUCUUAUCAGACUACUCUUCAUGAAGUGACCAAAAUUCAUUGUUCUAUCUUCUAAUGUUUGUUUAUUGUAUUUGAUUCUAAAUUUUUUAUACUUCUUUCUCGUUCUUUUCUUAUGGGAUAUACUUUUAUUUAUAUAUGCAAUUGGCCCACUCUUGAUUUUUUUUUUUUUUUUUUUUUGUGUGUGUGUGUGUGUGUGUGUGUGUGUGUGUGUGUGUGUGUGUGUGUGUGUGUGUGUGUGUAUGUGUGUGUGUUGUGAUGAUAAUGGGGUUGCUGUUUUCUCCAUUCAAGUCUUGGUGCUUUCUCAGCUUGUGUAUUUUUAAUGAAACGUCUGUCUGGUGAUAGAAAAUAUAUUACUAGAAUGUCCUUGGCUGUAAUAAUAUCUCUGAACCAAAAGUGUUAUCUUCCUUUACACGUGGCUUGCAUUUUGACCUUAAUUGGCUUGCUUUGUAAGGUAAUUGUACUUAAGUGAUUUACUGGGUGAUUCCUGUGUGACUGAUUUUGUUACUUCUGUUAUUUUGAUUAUUCAGUACAAUUAUUUAUUUGUCAUGUGAUAAGUGUCAUAUAUAACGAAGUACUUCACAGCAUAAUAGUUGUGUGCCCUGAGGAGGUGUGUACAGCAGGGACAGGACAGGACCCAGCAGGGAUGCAUCUUUGGAUCUUUGCUUCAGGAGCUUAAUGUUUUUGUGUCCAAGUUGACAUCUCGUGCUGGAGCCAAAGCCCGCAGGUUUACACAGAAAAUGUCCCUGAAUGAUGCAAUUACGUGGAGAAAGAAGUACAAUUCUGCUUAUCCGGAGAGGUAUAUUGAAAGAUUACCAUAUACAUAUAUACAUAUAUACAUAUAUAUAUAUUUUUGUAUGUAUUAUUGAACAAUUAGGAUAGUGAUGGAGUUUCUGGGGCAUGUCAUGUUUAGUUUUUUGGUGUAGCACAAAUGUAUGUGUAUGGUAAAGACAAGCUUUACUGAGCGAACAUCCGGCCUGGAGCAAGGCAGUCUGGGCCGGCUGACCCGUGGAGGAGAACAGACGUGUAGCAGACAGCCUAGGAGGAAUCCUCAAGCAAGAUUCACAGCUGCCAUAUCAGGCAUCAGGUGCAGAACACAAGUCCUCCUUGUCAGUUGAUGUCGGAACAUUAUGACUAAACAUGAAUUGUGCAUAUGAUGUAUGUACUCUUGUUGUAGUGUUCACCUUGCAGUCAACGCACACACACUGAAGACUGAGUGAGGAGCGGUGCACCAGAGUUGGUCCUGGGCUGAUUAAGCAUCAUUUCACUUCACUUGUGUAUUUCAAUAUUAACGAUCACCACUGUGGUACAGCAUUAUUUUCCUUUAUGGUGUCUCCUUCUCAGCUACAUAGCACUGUCUUCACUGGUAUGUGGUGGAUGUGCAUUUAGAGGCAGAACCAAUGUUCUAUAAAAUCAGUACAGAGACUGUGUAUUGUGUGUUCUGUGUAGCCACCGCCGUGUGCUCUCUUCUACUACACUUUGGUAACAGUUUUGAAUGAGUCUAACAGCCUCACCUUCCUUGUCACUCACCUCAAGGCAUGAGUCACCUCAUGUCUCAUGUCAGCCAUCACUUAGUCUUGAGUCAGUCAUGAGUGUUGUAUCAUGCUACCAUGCAAGGACUGGCUGGUAGCAAGAAAGAAGAGAAAUAGUAUUUGGCUUUCAUUUAAAAGUUGCCAUCACUAAUGACACCAUUUUAUGCAGAUGUUGCAGUUUUAAAUUUUAAAUAGAAAACAGUUGCAUUUAUUUUCUUUGAUUGCAGUACAAACCAUUACUCAGAAUACCUUCGACAAUACAGUGACUCAUUGGAAAGUCUGUAACUAAUCAAAAUGCUAGUAUCUUUUCUUCAGGACAACCUGUGUGCCUCCUUGUGCACCAAGUAUUGCACCAAAAUUCUGGCCACCUGAACCGCCUGGUGAGGCCACUCAGGACUUGGUGGAUGCUGGUUGGUUCUCACCAGGCAGGGCUGUUCAGUGGUUGGCCCACACCCUGCUGGCUACCAUUACCAGGCAGAACCAGUGGGUUACAGGCAGAGUGCUCUGCCAUACUGAACAUUCAUGUACUGUUUUCCUCACUCUUCAAUUAUAGCAAGGCUGUAUGAUUCAAAACUAUUACCCCAUGUCAUGCAUUUGUGAAGAUUACACUGUCAUGAAUAUAUUAUAUGUUGGAAAAUAUUUUUCCCAAUAAAAUCAUUCCAUUGUG
Messenger RNA from Scylla paramamosain (green mud crab), 8404 nucleotides. RefSeq names its product cGMP-dependent 3',5'-cyclic phosphodiesterase-like. The record is from RefSeq and is a predicted model, not a curated record. Gene Ontology annotation, cellular component: perinuclear region of cytoplasm; mitochondrial matrix; mitochondrial inner membrane. NCBI's taxonomy places the organism in Eukaryota, Metazoa, Arthropoda, Malacostraca, Decapoda, Portunidae. Gene Ontology annotation, biological process: regulation of mitochondrion organization; positive regulation of gene expression; cGMP catabolic process. Bases 451 to 3252 code for a protein of 933 amino acids. Gene Ontology annotation, molecular function: protein homodimerization activity; 3',5'-cyclic-GMP phosphodiesterase activity; 3',5'-cyclic-AMP phosphodiesterase activity. The transcript is spliced from 18 exons.